GACAAAAACAAAACAAAAACGCCAUCUUUAUUUUUCGAACAGAACUGCCACAAAUAAACCUUUAUCAAAGCUUUAACCUAAAUUUUCCUUCUUUUCUUCAAUGGGCUGCAUUUCUACUUAACUACAUCGUUUUUCUUGAUUUCAAUUUGACCCUUUCUAGACAAAUUUGACCCCGUGAUUCAAUUAUAUUAUCUUCUUUCCCCCCCUUAAUCCAAGAAAUGGUCUUCAUUUUCGUUUGAAAGUAUUAGGAGGAUCGCCGCCUCUGUUCUGUCAUCUUCAGAUUUUGCUGUUUUAGUUUCUUGUGAGUAUAAUAAUGGCUUUGGAUUCGAACAAUGGCGGCGAAGUUGGAGUGGAUAACUCCCUUCAGUCCAUCUGUUACAAGCGGGGCUCCUUGCGGCUGCUCGAUCAGAGGAAACUCCCUUUGGAAACUGUCUACUUGGAUAUCAAGGACGCAACAGAUGGAUGGCAUGCAAUUAGGGAUAUGGUUGUGCGCGGGGCACCUGCCAUUGCUAUUUCAGCAGCUCUUGCUUUGGCAGCAGAAGUUAAUAACUCAGCCCCUUUUAAUGGGACACCCAAUGAUGCAGCGUCAUUUAUUGCAGAUAAAUUGGACUACUUAGUCUCGAGCCGGCCAACUGCGGUUAAUCUUGGCGAUGCUGCUAUAAAACUUAAAGAAAUUGUAUCCAGGGCAGCUGCUAUUUCGUCUGAAGCCAGUAGUGUCUUCCAAGCUUUUAUAGAGGCUGCUGAAGCAAUGCUGGAGGAUGACGUUGCUUCAAACAAAGCCAUUGGGCUCUAUGGAGCAAAUUAUAUCCGUGAUCAACAAAAAUCAUUGGAGAAGUUUUCCGUUCUAACGCAUUGCAAUACGGGCAGUCUAGCAACAGCUGGAUAUGGUACUGCCCUUGGUGUUAUUCGUGCACUUCACUCUGCGGGGGUGUUAGAAAGGGCAUACUGUACCGAGACACGGCCCUUUAAUCAAGGAUCUCGACUCACUGCCUAUGAGUUGGUCCAUGAAAAGAUACCUUCUACUCUCAUAGCUGAUUCCGCUGCCGCUGCCUUAAUGAAAUUUGGAAGAGUGAAUGCUGUUGUAGUUGGGGCAGAUCGUGUUGCUGCAAAUGGUGAUACUGCAAAUAAGAUUGGAACCUAUAGUCUUGCAUUGUGUGCAAUGCAUCACAAGAUUCCAUUCUUUGUGGCUGCACCAUUGACUUCCAUAGACUUAUCCCUUUCUUCUGGAGAAGAAAUUGUUAUCGAGGAAAGGUCUCCCAAAGAGUUGUUGAACUCUCGUGGAGGUCUCGGCGAGCAAGUUGCGGCAUCUGGUAUCGCUGUGUGGAACCCUGCUUUUGAUGUUACUCCUGCUCAUCUGAUUUGUGGAAUCAUAACAGAAAAGGGAGUCAUCACGAAGGCAGGUUCCGAUUCUUUCAACAUAAAGGAGUUUGUUCAAAAGACGGCAGGGCCUUCCGCAUAGAGAGGUGGCCGUCAACAAACGACGAGCAAUUCUACUACAGGUACACUAGAAAUAAAAAUGAAUGUAUGAUAUAUCUAUCUUCAAAUUUGAGACAAACUACAGAAGUGAGUUAUCGAUGAAAUAAAUGUUCUUGUUCAUCAGAAUCAAUAGAUACAAUAUUGCAAUGAUCAAAAUCUUUGGCAAUUCAUGGCUCUCUUUCUAAA
Molecule: messenger RNA, 1662 nt
Organism: Cucumis sativus (cucumber)
Lineage: Eukaryota; Viridiplantae; Streptophyta; Magnoliopsida; Cucurbitales; Cucurbitaceae
Product: methylthioribose-1-phosphate isomerase
Exons: 10
Coding region: 314-1459 (381 amino acids)
Molecular function (GO): S-methyl-5-thioribose-1-phosphate isomerase activity
Source: RefSeq, a predicted model, not a curated record